GAAAUGGUUUAAAGAUCCGAAUCUCAAAUUCGAGUACAACCCACGUGCAACUCCAUUAAAAAUUUCAUAUCUUUUUCCUUUAUUUUUUUUCAUAAUUUUUUCUCCAAAAUUGACCAAUUUCCAGUCUCAAUUAUUGUCUGGCGCCGUUCUGUAAAAUCAACGCCGAAAAUUAUUACAGCCACUUUCUCAGUAUUCCUAUCACUGUUUGUUGCUUCAAUUUCAAUUGUUUAAAACACCCAAUUUAUCCUCUUAAUAAUGGAGUGAGACUUUAGUACGGAGUAGUUUAUAGAGUAAGUUGAUAAAUUACUCUGUUUUAUUGAUUGAUUGAUUGACCCCCCAUUUUUUUUCUCUCUUCAAAUUACAUGUAUGUAGACAAUACUUCCAAUUUUCUUGUCAAAAUUCCCGGAUUUCAUCUUCUGAAAACCCUUUGAUUUUCUGUAGAUUGUGUGUUUUGGGCAUAUCUUCAAUGCCCCACUCAUUAAUUUGAUGACCCAGUUGCUUGAUCUGAUCCAGUUUGGUUUAUUUAAGUUGAUUUAUUAAGUGGGGUUUGUUCGAUUCUAAGGGUUCUGGAGUUGUGGAAGCAAAUCAGUGGGCUGAAUUCAGAGUGGGAAGUUGAUUGUGUGUGAAAAGGAAUUUAGAGAAGUGAAUUUGCUGUUUGUGCUUCAACUUAUUGUGUAGUGAAAUGGGAUCCCAAGGAUCCAAACUCGGAACGUGUUGCUUGGGUUCGCCUAAUAAGGCAGCAGUACUUGAGGCUCCUGAUGUUGGUAAUGAGGAUGAUAAUGGACUUGGGUUACUUGCAUUUCGCGAGUUCACAUAUGAUCAACUUAAAAAUGCCACAUCAGGUUUUGCAGUCGAGAACAUUGUGUCUGAGCAUGGUGAAAAGGCUCCAAAUGUGGUUUAUAAAGGGAAACUAGAGAACCAGACAAGAAUUGUUGUUAAGCGUUUUAAUAGAAGUGCGUGGCCUGAUGCUCGUCAAUUUUUGGAUGAAGCUCGGUCUGUUGGUCAGCUUCGCAACCAGAAGUUGGCAAAUCUGCUUGGUUGUUGCUGUGAAAAUGACGAAAGGCUGCUUGUGUCAGAGUACAUGCCCAACAGUACCCUUGCAAAACAUCUUUUCCAUUGGGAUGCACAGCCAAUGAAGUGGGCAAUGCGGCUGAGAGUUGUCCUACAUCUUGCUCAAGCUUUGGAAUAUUGUACGAGUAGAGGCCGGUCUCUCUAUCAUGACCUUAAUGCUUACAGAAUUCUGUUUGAUGGGGAUUGUAAUCCCAGACUUUCUUGCUUUGGCUUGAUGAAAAAUAGUAGAGAUGGGAAAAGUUAUAGUACGAAUCUGGCAUUUACUCCUCCAGAGUAUUUGAGAACUGGGAGAAUAACACCAGAGAGUGUCAUAUAUAGUUUUGGUACUCUGUUGCUUGAUCUUAUUAGCGGAAAGCAUAUUCCACCAAGUCAUGCCCUAGACUUGAUAAGGGAUCGGAAUCUUCAGAUGCUGACUGAUUCCUGCUUGGAAGGACAAUUCUCCAACGAUGAUGGUACUGAGUUGGUGCGGCUUGCUUCCCGAUGUUUACAUUAUGAGCCACAAGAGCGACCAAACACUAGAUCGCUGAUUGCAUCUCUGACCCCUCUUCAGAAGGAAACUGAGGUACCUUCUCAUGUGUUAAUGGGUAUCCCUAACAGUGCCUCGUCCGUGCCUUUAUCUGCUCUGGGUGAGGCAUGUGUUAGAAGAGACUUGACUGCCAUUCAUGAAAUCUUGGAAUCAAUCGGGUAUAAAGAUGACGAAGGAGUGGCGAACGAGCUCUCCUUUCAGAUGUGGACUGACCAAAUGCAGCAAUCUCUGGAAUCAAAGAAGAAAGGUGAUAGUAACUUUAAGCAGAAGGAUUUUAAGUCUGCAAUAGAACGAUACACACAGUUCGUAGAUGGUGGAAUGGUUUCUCCAACAGUCCUAGCACGGCGUAGUCUGUCACAUCUAAUGAGUGACAUGCCACAGGAAGCUUUGGAAGAUGCAAUGCAAGCUCAAGUGAUUUCACCUGUAUGGCACAUUGCUUCAUAUCUUCAAGCUUCUGCCCUUUAUGCCCUUGGAAUGGAAAACGAGGCACAAGAGGCUCUUAAAGAGGGCACUAUCGUGGAAGCCAAAAGGGAUGCUACCAAUGCAAAAUAAUCAGAAACUUUUGUGCAGCAGCUAUCACUUGAUAGUUGAUACUGAUUGAAUGACGCCCUACCCGGAAUUGAUCUUUAACAUGUGAAUUUUGAAAGGAGAAGGCUCUGCAGUGCUUAUUUUGUCCCAAGUAUUUUGCCUUCAUCAACUUGGCAGCAUCUCAGCCGAAAAAUUUCAGCUGCCGAAUAUUAUUAACAGGUUGAUUAUCUUGUUUGCCAUUUUCUCCUUGGAGAAUUUGCAAGUGCAAGGCAUCAAAAUCCUAUAAACUUGUAAUUUGUGUACAGUCUAAAUGUGGUUUGGGUGGUGUUUUGAACUAAGAACUAAGUUUUAAAGUCAUAUUACGGAAGAAAAUUAUGGCUUCCGUUUCCUCUGUCACGUCUUAUUAACAAUUGUGUAAGCAAUCCCUUCCUUUAACAUAUAUAUCUAAAGAAAGUUUCAAUUAUUGUCAUCA
This is a messenger RNA of Spinacia oleracea (spinach), 2597 nucleotides long. RefSeq names its product serine/threonine-protein kinase BSK3. The transcript has 12 exons. Gene Ontology annotation, biological process: protein phosphorylation; brassinosteroid mediated signaling pathway. The record is from RefSeq and is a predicted model, not a curated record. Gene Ontology annotation, molecular function: protein kinase activity; ATP binding; protein binding. Lineage: Eukaryota; Viridiplantae; Streptophyta; Magnoliopsida; Caryophyllales; Amaranthaceae. The coding region runs from base 683 to 2149 and encodes 488 amino acids.